UAUAAAAUUAAUGGGUUGUUUGGAAUUUUGGGUAGUAAACAGUUUUCUAGCAAGUGCAGUAUUCGUAAGAUAUCAAUCUAAAAUUUUAGUUCAUUUUGUUCUUAGUGGUUGAUACCUAAUACCCUCUUUACCCCUAUGCUGUAGCAUCCACUAAAGAUAAAUAGCCUGAUAAAAAACCUAGUGCUACAGCUUGUAUUGUAGCUUCUUGUGUAUUAGUUCUAAUAAUGAUUUAAGCUCUAUCUUUUGAUUGCAAUAGGCUUACUAUUUUGGAAAAAGAGCAGAGAUCAAAGAAUAAAGGAAAGUUAACAAUAUCCUCGUUUGGCUGCUGCUUAAGGAUUCGAAUAAUAACAAUCAUCUUAAAGAGGACGUUCAAUUGAAUUGUGAAGUGUAUAGUAAACAUAUUUAAAUUUAUCUAUUACGGUAUUCUGCC
Paramecium octaurelia is the source of this 430-nucleotide messenger RNA. The record is from the annotation of a GenBank genome assembly. NCBI's taxonomy places the organism in Eukaryota, Ciliophora, Oligohymenophorea, Peniculida, Parameciidae.